Meloidogyne enterolobii is the source of this 168-nucleotide messenger RNA. The record is from the annotation of a GenBank genome assembly. Lineage: Eukaryota; Metazoa; Nematoda; Chromadorea; Rhabditida; Meloidogynidae.
GUGUUCGAGAUGGUUAAUGUCAAUGUAAUUGUUAAGUGGUGGUUGCUUGACUCCGUUACAAAUAUUUCAAAUAUGAUUGUUGAAGGCAAUCCUGAAGAGGUGCUUAAAUUCUACAUUAUGUUUACGGGAAAGAAAGCAGUCUGUGAUGACGUUUAUAUGAUAGUAUAA